AUGAUUUCGAGAUUUUCCCGUUUUGCUGCUGUGCCAAGGCAAUUGACCAGACCAUCUAUUCAAAUUGCCAGAACCCAAUUGUAUUCGACUUUCAAAGCCGAGGACCAACCAAGAAUUAGAAUUGGUUCCGUUGCCCCAGACUGGACUGCCGAAACCACCCAGGGCAAAUUCAACUUCCACGAGUUUAUUGAAAAGAACAAGAAAUGGGUUGUGCUUUUUUCUCACCCAGCAGACUUCACACCUGUUUGCACCACUGAAUUGGGUGCCUUUUCCAAACUUGCACCAGAGUUCAACAAGCGCAACGUUGCUCUCUUCGGUUUGUCCACUGAAGGUGUCGACAGUCACAAGGCUUGGAUCAGCGACAUUGAGGAUGUAACUGGUGGUAACCCAUUCAGUUUCCCUAUCAUUGCCGACCCUAGUAAAGAGAUUGCAUUCAAGUACGACAUGCUUUCUGAAGAUGAUUUCAAGAAAAUGGCAAACCAAGCCGUAUUCACUGUGAGAUCUGUAUUUAUCAUCGACCCAUCCAAGAAGGUCAGAUUGAUCAUGACAUACCCAGCCUCUACAGGUAGAAACUCCGCUGAAGUCUUGAGAGUUAUCGACGCUUUGCAAUUGACUGACUCCAAGGGCGUUGUUACCCCCAUCGACUGGACUCAAGGUGAAGAUGUUAUCAUUCCACCUACCGUUUCUGAUGCAGACGCCAAGGCCAAGUUUGGUGACUUCAAGACUUUGAAGCCAUACUUGAGAACCACUAAGGCUCCUCAGUAA
Messenger RNA from Clavispora lusitaniae ATCC 42720, 765 nucleotides. Its product is annotated as peroxiredoxin. Gene Ontology annotation, biological process: cellular oxidant detoxification; cellular response to oxidative stress; cell redox homeostasis. Gene Ontology annotation, cellular component: mitochondrion; cytosol. The record is from RefSeq and is a predicted model, not a curated record. NCBI's taxonomy places the organism in Eukaryota, Fungi, Ascomycota, Pichiomycetes, Serinales, Metschnikowiaceae. Gene Ontology annotation, molecular function: thioredoxin peroxidase activity.